AUGGAGGCCGUCUUAGAGACAGGAAUGACAUUCGUGUCGAGCCUCACAAUGAGGGACAUGUUGGCUUUGGCCGUUUCCACGACUCUUCUGGUGCCAAUCACUUGGAUGAUCUAUAACCUCUAUUUUCACCCGCUGGCGCGCUUCCCUGGACCCUUUUGGCACCGUGCUACACGUCUUGCAUACGUUAUCAAAAUGAACAAAGGAACACUUGCUUUCGACGUGCUUCCUAUGCAUAAGAAGUACGGUCCCGUUGUUCGAAUUGCGCCUAACGAACUCUCCUUUCAAACUCCCCAGGCAUGGAAAGAUAUUUAUGGUCAUCGGACCGGCACCGCUGCCGGAGCUGAGGAAAUGGACAAGUAUCAUACAUUCUACCGUACCAAGGGAGAGGUUCUCAGCAUCAGCUCAGGAGGUCGCGAGUAUCAUGGAAUUCUUCGUCGUCAAUUAGCAUACGGAUUCAGCGACCGCGCCAUGCGCGAGCAGGAGCCUAUCAUUGGCAGUUACAUUGAUUUGCUGAUCAAGAGACUCCAUGAAAACUGCGUUGAUCCCAACGUGAAGGAUCCCAAGACAGGAAACCCAGCGGAGAAAAUGCUAAACAUGGUCUCCUGGUACAAUUGGACCACAUUUGAUGUGAUUGGUGAUUUGGUCUUUGGCGAGUCCUUUGGAUCGCUUGAAAAUGGAAACUAUGACCCUUGGGUAGCCGCUAUCAAUGACUCUAUCAAAUUCCUUGGUGUUAUCAAUGGAGUCAAGCAUAUGGGUCUUGAAUCUCUGUUCAUUUGGGUUGUUAAAAAACUUAAUACCGGCCGCCGUGAGCACACAGAUCGAUUGGUCAAGAAGCUUCAGAAACGUAUCAAUCUCGGCGUUGAGCGUUUAGACUUGAUCGAAGGCUUGCUACAGAAGAAAGAUGAAUGGAACCUAUCUAUUCACCACCUUGAAGCCAACGGAAGUAGCAUCUUGAUUGCCGGUUCAGAAACAACAGCUACAAUGUUGAGUGGUGUUACCUAUAUGCUCCUUACACACCCAGAGGCCCUCCGCAAAGUUACCAAAGAAGUGCGCACCACUUUCAAGUCCAGCGAAGAGAUCACAUUGACAUCUGUCAGUUCUCUUACGUAUAUGCUUGCCUGCUUGAAUGAGUCACUGCGUGCUUACCCUCCUGUCCCUUUUGGCAUGCCUCGCCAGGUUCCAAAGGGCGGAGCCACCAUUGCCGGAGAAUAUGUCCCAGAAGACACCGUCGUCGCUAUUUGGCACUGGGCUGCCUACCAUAACGACCAGCUAUGGACCGAUCCAUUCGGCUAUCAUCCAGAGCGCUAUCUCCACGAUCCCAGAUUUGCUAAUGAUGCUUUUGCAAUCCACAAUCCAUUCUCCCACGGGCCCAGAAAUUGCAUUGGAAGACAUUUGGCAUACGCAGAAAUGAGACUUGUAUUGGCGCGCCUCCUUUUCGAUUUUGAGAUGCGUUUGGCAGAUCCUGACUUAGACUGGUUGAACCACAAAUCUUAUGUGCUGUGGUCGAAGCCAGCUUUGAACGUAUAUUUGACUCCUCGUGAAUUUUAA
Talaromyces marneffei is the source of this 1548-nucleotide messenger RNA. RefSeq lists its product as uncharacterized. The transcript has 5 exons. Bases 1 to 1548 code for a protein of 515 amino acids. The record is from RefSeq and is a predicted model, not a curated record. Gene Ontology annotation, molecular function: monooxygenase activity; heme binding; oxidoreductase activity, acting on paired donors, with incorporation or reduction of molecular oxygen. Lineage: Eukaryota; Fungi; Ascomycota; Eurotiomycetes; Eurotiales; Trichocomaceae.